Messenger RNA from Lynx canadensis (Canada lynx), 2344 nucleotides. RefSeq names its product cytochrome P450 2C21 (gene CYP2C21). Bases 387 to 1943 code for a protein of 518 amino acids. The record is from RefSeq and is a predicted model, not a curated record. Gene Ontology annotation, biological process: xenobiotic metabolic process. Lineage: Eukaryota; Metazoa; Chordata; Mammalia; Carnivora; Felidae. Gene Ontology annotation, cellular component: cytoplasm; intracellular membrane-bounded organelle. Gene Ontology annotation, molecular function: oxidoreductase activity, acting on paired donors, with incorporation or reduction of molecular oxygen, reduced flavin or flavoprotein as one donor, and incorporation of one atom of oxygen; heme binding; iron ion binding. The transcript has 10 exons.
UUUUUUAAUUAAAAAAAAAAAAGAACUCUUGACAUAUAGAAAGGGGCUCUGCCAAGAGUUGGGAUAUCUCUACUCUUCUUUAGGAAAGACUAGCUCUGUAUAUUCUUCUUUUUUACCCUGCCUUCUCCCUACUAUCUCUUAAUUCUGGCCUUUUCCUGGAUUUUCUGUGAAAAGGCACUGAGAGAGUGCUGCUUUCUUCUGCUCAUGUAGUAGUAAUUUUUGACAUGAGAUACUCUCUUUCAUCAUUUGUCAAGAUCAUGAGUUCCAGCCCUUUGAAAAUCUGAUAGUUUUCAGUUUUACUGUUAAAAUAUGACCAUCUCUGAAGAAGUCAAAAUCCACUGAAGAUAAAAAAGUAUCCAAAAGGUUGAAGAUUUAGUGCAUGUUUGAUGAUCAGCUGGAACUUAGUAUUUAUAAAACCUUUGGAUUCCAAGCUUCCAACUGCACUUACACAAGGUACAACAAUGGAUCUUUUCAUAGUUCUGGUGAUUUAUCUUUCUUGUUUGAUUCUUUUUUUUCUCUGGAAUCAAAACUGUGCCAAAGGGAAGCUACCACCUGGCCCCACUCCUCUGCCAAUCGUUGGAAAUAUUUUGCAGAUAAAUACUAAUAAUGUAAGCAAAUCCAUAAGCAAGCUAGCAGAGAGUUACGGCCCUGUGUUCACUGUGUACUUUGGCAUCAAGCCCACUGUGGUGAUAUACGGAUAUGAAGCAGUAAAAGAAGCUCUAAUUGAUCAGAGUGAGGUGUUUUCUGGCAGAGGCCCUUUCCCAGUGCUGGACAAAUUUGUCCAGGGAUUAGGAAUUGUUUUCAGCAAUGGAGAGCAGUGGAAGCAAGUCCGGCGUUUCUCCUUCAUGGUUUUGCGAAAUAUGGGCGUGGGGAAGAAGAGUAUUGAAGACAGAAUUCAAGAGGAGGCCUUGUAUCUGGUGGAAGCAUUAAGAAAAACCAAUGCAUCUCCCUGUGAUCCUACUUUCCUUCUGGGCUGUGCUCCCUGCAAUGUGAUCUGCUCCGUUGUUUUCCAGAAUCGUUUUGAGUAUGAUGAUGAGAAAUUUUCAAUCUUGAUAAAUUAUUUUCAUGAAAACCUCCUAAUUUCAAGCAACUCCUGGAUACAGCUCUGCAAUGCUUUUCCUCUUUUAAUACACUUUCCAGGAUGUCACAAUGUGUUACUUAAAAACAUUGCUAACCAAUGUAAGUUUAUUGUGGAAAAAAUAAAAGAACACCAAGAAUCCCUGGACCUCAGUAACCCUCGAGACUUUAUUGACUACUUCCUGAUCAAAAUAGAAAAGGAAAAACACAAUAAACAGUCUGAAUUUACCAUGGACAACUUGAUCUUUACUGUCUGGGAUGUGAUUAGUGCAGGAACAGAGACAACGAGCACCACCCUGAGGUAUGGACUCCUGCUCCUGCUGAAGCACCCAGAGGUCACAGGUAUGGUCACAGCUAAAGUCCAGGAAGAGAUUGACCGUGUGGUUGGCAGACACCGGAGCCCCUGCAUGCAGGACAGGAGCCACAUGCCUUACACAGAUGCUGUGGUACAUGAGAUCCAGAGAUUCAUUGACCUCGUCCCCAACAGUCUGCCCCAUUCAGUGACUCAGGACACUAAGUUCAGAGGAUACCUCAUUCCCAAGGGCACAACCAUAUUAACAUCUCUGACUUCUGUCCUGUAUGAUGACAAAGAGUUUCCCAACCCAGAUCAGUUUGAUCCUGGCCACUUCCUGGAUGAAAGUGGCAACUUUAAGAAGAGUGACUACUUCCUGGCUUUUUCAGCAGGAAAGAGAGUUUGUAUUGGAGAAGGCCUGGCCCGCAUGGAGCUGUUUUUACUACUGACCAACAUUUUACAGCAUUUUACGUUGAAAUCUGUGGUUGAUCCAAAGGACCUUGAAACUGCCCCAAUUGUCAAUGGGGUGGGUGCUGCACCGCCCGUAUAUAAGCUGUGCUUCAUUCCAGUCUGAAGAAAGGUCAGGCCUCAUGUGAACAAGCCAGAUGCUUUCUGUCCUGUGUGUUAGCUGGAUGACAUUCCUGACCCUGUCUCUUCUAAUUUUCCUCAUCCUUUCAGAUUCAGUUCAGAUUUCCCCACAUGGAACAAAAACUCACUUUCCAAUAAAAUUCUUUUUGUAAUUGUGAGAUCUUAAGCUGUAUCUCAUCUGCAGUGUAUACCAAAUGUAAGAGACUUCAAAAUGUCAUAUUGAAUAUUAAAAAUUAUCCUGAGUUAAAAAAGUUUUUUAAAUAUAUAAAAUUUGCUCGUCUCUUACUCCAGUUAGCUCUCCAGGGGAAUAAUCUUUUGAUAGUUUGGCAUGUACAAUUUGUUUUUUUCCCAAUAAUUAUUAAAAAAUAAUUGGGGGGGGGGCACCUG